Molecule: messenger RNA, 1005 nt
Organism: Gryllus bimaculatus (two-spotted cricket)
Lineage: Eukaryota; Metazoa; Arthropoda; Insecta; Orthoptera; Gryllidae
Source: the annotation of a GenBank genome assembly
GGCGGCGCGGCGGCCAACGGCGCGGGCGCCUCCUCCGCCUCGGCCUCCGCCUCCGCGCAGGGCAAGCGCGGCCCCUUCGCGCGGAGCCUCUCCAACGCCGACGUGCCGCCCGACGAGAAGGCCGACGGCAGCCUGAGCGACACGGCGGUGACGCACAUGCACGGGCUGGAUGGCGGCGGGCGGCGCUCCAAGCUGAGCGGCGACCGGGGCGAGCGCGGCGAGCGCGGCGACCGGGGCGAGCGGGGCAAGGGUGGCUCCGCGGGGCAGUUCGCCGGCAUGGGCAAGAAGAGCAGCUCCACCUCGCAGCUCUCCGCCACAGAAGGUGGCUCUAGAAAAGGUAGCUCCUCCUCUAGCUGUGGCAUCCAGCGCUCUCAAGAAGUGGGUCCACCACGUCACCAACACCUUCCCUACCGCCCACCCUCUAAACUCUCCACUGAGGGCAGCCUCAACAGUGUUUCUAGUUCAGAAGGAUCCACGUGGUCGCCGUCGCUGCGCCUGGCGCAGGAGAGUGGCCAACUGUCCGACUUCAUCGACGGGCUGGGGCCCGGCCAGCUGGUGGGGCGACAGGUGCUGGGUGCGCCGGCGCUUGGGGACAUCCAGCUGUCCAUGUGCUACCAGAAGGGGUACCUCGAGGUGGAGGUCAUCCGCGCCAGAGGCCUGCAGGCGCGACAGGGUUCCAAGAUGUUGCCAGCGCCGUACGUGAAGGUGUACCUGGUGAAUGGCAAGAAGUGCAUCGCGAAAGCAAAAACUGCGACAGCACGACGCACACUCGACCCCCUGUACCAACAGCAGCUUGUGUUCCGGGAAAACUUUCAAGGCUGUGUCCUACAGGUGACAGUAUGGGGCGACUAUGGCCGCAUUGAGGGCAAGAAGGUGUUUAUGGGUGUGGCCCAGAUCCACCUCGAUGACCUGAAUCUCUCCAACAUCGUCAUCGGCUGGUACAAGCUGUUUGGGACCACCUCUUUGAAAAUAUAUUGUGUGUGUUGUGCUUUGUGCAUCGAGCUA